This is a messenger RNA of Phanerochaete carnosa HHB-10118-sp, 278 nucleotides long. RefSeq lists its product as uncharacterized. The transcript has a single exon. NCBI's taxonomy places the organism in Eukaryota, Fungi, Basidiomycota, Agaricomycetes, Polyporales, Phanerochaetaceae. The record is from RefSeq and is a predicted model, not a curated record. Bases 18 to 212 code for a protein of 64 amino acids.
GUCAUAGACUGUCCAUAAUGCAACCAUUGCCACUAUUGCAGUAUGUGGUCGCCUCUGGUCACCAGCCAAACGUGGUAACAUCGUAUUCAAGCCUUGGUGGAACCGUCGGCGACAUCGAAACUGCCUCAUUUGUUGAGGCCAUCCAGCGGUCCCAAUCGCGCGUCAGCUACGAGGACUUGACUGGCCUUUGUACCCGGGACAUGCUCCGCUAAAUUGCUUUUGGCAUGCGGUCAUGCUUGCUGGAACAUCUCAUAUGGCCCUGACCGCGCCUGCGCGCC